AUGUCCAGGGACAAGCGCAGGAGCAUCUUCGGCAGCUCCCUCAGCGCCUUCACCAGCAUCACCCCCAAGAAAGAUGAGUCGCAGCCCGCCAAUCUGCUGCGCAAGCGCCGCACCGCCUCGUUCAUGUCCAGCCUGUCCGACGUGUCCGGCCACAGCGAGAAGCAGUCCAUCGACGAGAACGCCAUCGCCGAGUCCUCCGUCCCUGUCGCACGACCACGCCCCCAGCUGCCCAACCGAGGACAGGGCAAGCGCGCAAGCUCCGUCUUUGGCUCGCUGAUGAGCUCCAAGUUCUAUGACGACGAGCCGCUCUCUGCCACCUCGACCCGCACCUCCAUGGGCUUCGACUUUCCCAUCGACGAGACCCACAGCCGCCACGUCCUGCAGCAUGGCGAGGUCCAGACGAGCAGCUCCAUGUUCAGAAAGAAGAAGGAGUAUCUGGUCCUGACCGAGACGCACCUGAUCCGCUUCAAGAGCCAGUCCAAGGCAUCAGACGUAUUCUCCGGCGUGCCUUCGCCAAACAACAGUAGCAACCGCGUAUCGACCUACCGACACAGCCAAAGCCCUUCGACCGGCUCCGCACAAGAAGCCCAAUCGCUCGCCUCAGAUGCCUCGGGAGAUCGUGAUAUGGGGACCCCCUUACGCCAUAUCGUAGCCGUGUUCCAUGCGCCAGAUGGAGGCCCCUACUUUGCGCUCGACGUCUACUACCUAGAUGAUGAGACCAAUCAGGCCUCCUCAAUGACCUUGCAAUUUGGAGACCCAGAGGAGAUGCACAAUUGGAUGGCGAGAAUACGAAACGCCUCCAACAGCGCACGCCUGGCCGAUGCCAACCCGCUCUCUGCGUACAACUCGCACCUCGCAGCACGCGUGGUCGAGGCAGAGCGCGACUACGUACCUCCACACUACGCCAUCUACAAGGUCGUCAUAAGAGAGCCGGGCAAGACUGCAUCCAGGGCAUCCUCUGAAGACCUGGGCAAGCUCUCUGCUUCUGUUUGUUUCCUUGCAAUCGGCGUGCACAAGGUACAUUUGAUUCCCUUGUUCAAGCCCCCUUCUCAGCGGUCGUCUAGUCCUUCUUUGGCUUCACUCCACUCUCAGUCCUCGCACGGCAUCCUCGCACUUACCGAGUGCGUUCUGAGCGAGGUUGACGACACUUUUCAUUUGACGUUUAGAAAACCUCUGGAGAAAGCCAAGACUUUCCACCUGGCGUCACUCGCAUCGCAUGAUAUUGCGGUCCGCCUACGUUACGUCGAAGAAACUAUGCGGCCCGAGUGGGAGUCCAGACCCUAUCAUUUCGUCGUUCCUGAGCCUGUGAGACAUGACAUUCUCCGCCAGUCGCAGGUUCACACCAUCGAUCAGGACUCUUUGGAUCGCACCCUGAUUGGCUACUGCAUCGCAUACGGCGUACAACCCGAGAACAUCAGCUAUCAAAUCACUUAUCCAGACGAAGAUUCGCCACGAUUUGAACUGCUUCGUCCUAUUGGGCUAAGACGGAAUCAGUACACCGUGCACGAACUACUUGCCGUCAUGCGAGCGCUGCGAUACAACGAGAGUUUUGCAGGCAUAUCAUUCAAAGACGUACACCUGGACAUCCUGAAUGGCCUGAUGGACGACCACGGAGCCGAGCAUGUGUGUACCAAGACCAAGCGAGGAACAUAUGCACGUAUGGACAUCGACAACCUCUCACGGUCCUGCUUGCUCGUACAAGAAAUUCGGGCUUUGGCUUUGACCAACCGCAAGCUACGACGCAUGGACUUCACGUCUUGCAUCAAGAAGAAGCCCAAAGACUUUACAGAUGCCAAGACGAGCGCCAGAGACACGGGGUGCGGUAUAGUAGAGGCACUGUUUCCCCUCUGCAAAUAUCAGACGACAAAUGUCGAUUGGAUUGCGUUGAACGACAUUCAGCUUGGAGAAACCGACUUGGACUACCUAGUAGCAGCAGCUGUGGAGCGAGCCUGCCACUUGCGUGCACUCGAAAUGAGUCGCUGUGGUUUGACCGACCGCGCACUGUCUCUUAUCUUGGAUUCUCUUCGACCUCAGGAGAAUACACUGGAGGCACUCAACCUCUCUUCGAAUCCCUUCCGGCUUUCGCCAACCUUGUUUGACUCGCAAAUUGGCUGUUUUGCAUAUCUCACAAAGUUGGACUUAUCACAUGUCGCGCGUACAUCAGGUCCCGAGCCUCUGAUAUCCGUGGAAACGCUGAAUGUGAUGAGAUUACAAGAGCUGAGUUGGAGCGGCACAUCCCUCAACGCUGCGACGAUUGACGCGAUCGCAAGUUAUCUCGUCAAUACCAAGCAAUCCAAAGGCCUGCGAGAGCUGAGAUUGGACCACUGCUACAUCACCGGGAAAGACGUCGCAUAUCUACUGCAAUCUAUGACCGACGAUCCUGGCAAAGCCAGGGAUCUUCAUUUGGAUGUCAGCGAGAACUACAUUGAAAAGGACCUCGUGAAGCUCACGAAAGCUAUUGCAGCCGGCUAUGCCCCAGCACACCUUACGAUUCGCUUGCUCGAGUUUGAAGAGGAAGCUGAUUUCCGCAAGAUGAUUUUGGCGUUAGCCCAAAACAACACGAUUCGACAACUUGACAUCUCUCGCGCUUCAUUACCGAGCGAUGCUUCAGAGGAGACAUGUCAAGCGCUGGAAAAGAUGUUCUCUGACAACAGAAGCCUUGAGUGGCUUGAUAUGUCAGGAGAGGACUCACGGCUGGAAACCACGAAGCUGGGUGUUGGGGUCAACAGAGCAUUGCGAGGGCUGCAGUACAACUGCACACUGCGCGUCCUGUACAUCCGAUACCAAAAGCUUGGGUUACAAGGCGCAAGCACCCUCGCCGAUGUGCUCAAGACCAACACAUCUCUACAGUACCUCUAUUGCGAGAUGAAUGACAUUGCACUGAACGGUUUCACCGACCUCGUCAACGCCCUCCACCGUAACACCACACUGCUUCACCUUCCUACGAUGCAAGAAUCGCGUCAAAUGGCACUUAAACGCACUGAGGACCAAGUAAAGCAAAUGCGAGACGACGCCUCCAUCCAUACCACCUCAAAGACAGUUUCUGUUCGAAGCAAACUCGUAAACAAAGCCAGUAAAGUCACGUCCAAGAGCGGUCGAGAUCGCGGAUCGUCGAUUGGCAUAUCUGAUCAGGACAUCAAAGCUGCACUGGGUCUGGUAGACGAAAGCUGGUCCCGCCAAGAGUAUAGGCUACAGCAGUACCUUCAGCGCAACUACAAUAUAGCCAAUGGGAUACCCGUCUCUAUGGAUGUAGGUGACGAAGACUUUGAGCGCGAUCGUCCAGACACGGCAUCCAGCUUUAGCAAGAUUAUGGAGAAGGUCAUUGUCGAAAGUACGCCGACCGCCGAGAAGGACUUUCAGCUUGGUAUCCCCACUCCAUCCAGCCUCUAUGAAUCGCCAGAGAGCACACCCAGCAGCACACCGGGGCUGCGCAUGGCCAGGACUAGGCAACUACAUGCCUCCAAGACGGACUAUUUUGGCAGCGGGUUCACUACCAGUCUAAAUGGGACGCCGGAUGGGACGCCGACCGUCGAGAAGGAGAUACAAAUCGAGCGCACGCUCGGACGGGACAGGCUCAGUCUCAACUACGAUGUCACGAGCCUGGAGAAGGAGAUUGAGAUGAGUUUCUCUGCGAACCGGGACGCGUUCUCUUAA
Ascochyta rabiei is the source of this 3654-nucleotide messenger RNA. RefSeq lists its product as uncharacterized. The transcript is spliced from 5 exons. The record is from RefSeq and is a predicted model, not a curated record. NCBI's taxonomy places the organism in Eukaryota, Fungi, Ascomycota, Dothideomycetes, Pleosporales, Didymellaceae. Bases 1 to 3654 code for a protein of 1217 amino acids.